Messenger RNA from Morchella importuna, 213 nucleotides. RefSeq lists its product as uncharacterized. NCBI's taxonomy places the organism in Eukaryota, Fungi, Ascomycota, Pezizomycetes, Pezizales, Morchellaceae. The record is from RefSeq and is a predicted model, not a curated record. The coding region runs from base 1 to 213 and encodes 70 amino acids. The transcript is spliced from 5 exons.
AUGAUCAUCAACAGAGAGAAAACCACUGCUUGCGUGUCUACACAUUCUAGUGCAAUCGGGGCCUCCGUUUCCGAAGGGACGAUAUUGACUCAAACCACACAACCCCCUGCAAUUGAACCCAGGAUCCUGAAGAAUGGCGGCGGCAUAUUAAGGACGAUCCAAACCGUCCGAAAAAAGCUUGUUUCGACAGUUGGCGCGGCGUCAAUGAUCUGA